AUGAACGCUCCCUACCCGCACCCCUGCGCUCCUCUCCCCACCAUCUUCUCUUCCUCUUCCCUUCUUCAUGUCACAAAUCCACCCCUCUCUUCCUGCCCUGUUCAAACCCUCUACAUCCCCGACCACCCUCUCUCAGGCACACCUCUUCCUUCUCCUUUCGACACCCGCCUAACCGUUCGCCUGCCACGCAAGCCUUGCUUCCCCCCCCCCCUUCCCCCAUCACCCCCACCCAACUACCCGAUCCACCCUCCCUCCUGCUAUUACUUCGCCCUCCCUCUCACUCACCCCCCCACCCCCCUUAACACCUGCACUCCCUCACCCAACCGCUCCACACCGAAUACCUCCCACUUCAGCCACCUCGUGUACCCCCCCUUCCCCGCCCCCCCUCAUCUCCCACCCACAUCCUCCUCUACUCCUCUCCUUAAUCCUUCCCCCCACCCUCCUCUCCCCCGGUUCUUCCACCCUUCUUUGUUCCGUCUUCUGCCCCCCCCCCCAUCUACUACACGCCUUACUACCACCUCUCAUCCCUCCAACUAA
Molecule: messenger RNA, 537 nt
Organism: Homalodisca vitripennis (glassy-winged sharpshooter)
Lineage: Eukaryota; Metazoa; Arthropoda; Insecta; Hemiptera; Cicadellidae
Product: leucine-rich repeat extensin-like protein 5
Exons: 1
Coding region: 1-537 (178 amino acids)
Source: RefSeq, a predicted model, not a curated record